Messenger RNA from Penicillium subrubescens, 2055 nucleotides. RefSeq names its product proline permease PrnB. Gene Ontology annotation, biological process: amino acid transmembrane transport. The transcript is spliced from 2 exons. Gene Ontology annotation, cellular component: membrane. The record is from RefSeq and is a predicted model, not a curated record. Bases 300 to 1940 code for a protein of 546 amino acids. NCBI's taxonomy places the organism in Eukaryota, Fungi, Ascomycota, Eurotiomycetes, Eurotiales, Aspergillaceae. Gene Ontology annotation, molecular function: amino acid transmembrane transporter activity.
GUCAGAUUCGCCCGCUUGCACCCAAGCGAACUUCCCGUCCUCUCAAUCGCGCGGACGCCAGGCGCAAGGUUUUUGGCGUGAAAGGCCAAAUGCGACAAAAGAAAAAAAAAAAAAAAAAAACAAAAAUACGCCCUCGGGAUGCAUGAGGCUGCGCUUGUCCUCGGUACCCCGGAAUGGAGUUUGCUUUAAGAAUGCCCGCAUUUCCCGCCGAUCGUGUAGAGUUUCUUCUCAUCCAGCCUCCAAGUUCUUUUUCUUUCCACCUUCACCUUCACAGUGUUUGGUGAGCUCGCUGUGAAACCAUGGCGAACAUUGAACAAGCGGCCCCACAGGCCGGUUACACUGAUGAUCGUGCCAGCAUGACUGAGAAGGGUCGCGUCGUGCGGACUUUGGUCGAGGCCGACCUGCUGGAUGAUCGUUAUGAGACAACUCAGCGUGGUCUGAAGAGUCGCCAUGUCCAACUGAUGGCCCUGGGUGGUACCAUCGGAACAGGUCUCUUCGUUGGAUCCGGUCAGUCGCUUGCUACCGGAGGUCCGGCCUCCCUCCUCAUGGGUUACAUCUUCAUCUCGGCCAUGGUCUAUGGACUGGUCACCGCCAUCGCCGAGAUUGGUGCUUACCUCCCCGUUCACGGUGGUACCAUGAGUUACCACGGUUUCCGAUAUGUCUCGCGCAGCAUGGGUUUCGCCAUGGGUUAUCUCUACUGGUACUCGCUCGGUAUUCUAGUGCCAUACGAGAUCACAGCUGCCGGUCUGGUUAUUGGAUAUUGGGAUACCAACGGCACCAUCAAUAUCGCCGUGUGGAUCACCAUCAUGAUGCUCGUGAUUAUUGCCCUGAAUUUCCUACCUGUGCGCUUCUACGGUGAAUCCGAGUUUUGGUUCUCGGGAAUCAAGAUCAUCACCUUGAUUGGUCUGCUCAUGGUAUCCUUCAUCCUGUUCUGGGGUGGUGGUCCCAACCGCCAGCGUCUGGGUUUCCACUACUGGAAAGACCCGGGUUCGUUUAACGAGUACCUGGUAAAAGGAGACGCUGGUCGUUUUGUCGGCCUGCUCAAGUGCACUGUGUCCAGCGCCAUCGCGUUCAUCUUCGCCCCGGAACUGAUCAUCAUUAGUGGUGGAGAGAUGGAGUCUCCUCGUCGUAACGUGCCUCGCGCCGCCCGCCGCUACAUCUACCGUCUGGUCUUCUUCUACAUUUUGGGUGUCUUGGCCAUCGGUGUCAUUUGCCCGUCCAACGCCUCGCAACUCACCGCCGGUAACGGCACAGUCAAGUCCUCCCCCUUCGUGGUGGGCAUCAAGAACGCCGGUAUCCCCGUCCUGGACCAUAUUGUCAACGCUGCGGUGUUGACUUCUGCCUGGUCCGCCGGAAACUCCUUCCUGUACAUGUCCUCCCGAUCCCUGUACUCCCUCGCCAUAUCCGGCAACGCGCCCAGCAUCUUCAAGACCUGCAACCGCUGGGGUGUUCCCUACUACGCGGUCAGCGUUUCAGCCUGUUUCUCGGCCUUGGCCUACCUCUCCGUCGGCAACUCCAGUUCCAUCGUCUUCAACUGGUUCAUCAACUUCACCAACACCUCCGGAUUCAUCUCGUGGAUUUGCUGCUGCGUCGUCUUCUUCCGCUUCCGCAAGGCCGUCGCCGCCCAGGGCAUUGAACAACCCUACAAAUCCCGCCUGCAACCGUACGGCGCGAUCUUCGGUAUGGCCGGUGCCACACUGAUGAUGCUGAUCAAUGGUUUCACCGUAUUCUUCCCGUCCGAGUGGUCCGUCAGCAACUUCUUCACCGCGUAUAUCGGUAUCCCCGCCUUUUUGAUCUUGUACUUUGGUCACCGCUUCCUGUACUGGAGUGACCCCUGGGCCUGGCGCCCGGAGGAGGUGGACAUGCACACUGGAUUGCAGGAGAUUAUUGAUGCGGAGUUGCCGGAGAGGCAGCGGGGUGCUUGGUGGAAGUUUUGGUAAUCCUAAUAGCCUGAGAAAUUGAAUUUGAGAAUAAUGAGGACGGACGAUAGGAUGCGUGGAUAGUUUUGGCGUUGAAGUUUGAUACCACUCUACUUGAAGUUGAAUUGUAAUGAGA